UUGACCGGAUGACUGGCUUCGGUAGGUAGUUCACUUACAAAUCAUUUUGAACCUCAGAGCUGUGAAUCGAUAUGUUUUUUCUCCUUCUUCUUGUACUUCUUUCUUUAUCCUAGCUAUUCUGUACAAUGAGAGCAGCUUGUUCCGUGGGUUAUUCUCUAGCUCGCUUUCAGAAUUGUGUUACGGACCUUUUAUUGGCACAAACGACGAACUUUCAACAAGACUGAUAAGUCAAACCGCUAAGGUUCAAAAACCAGUAUCGGAAUUGUUAACUCUCUAUGUAUAAAAGAUAUUUCAUUCUAUCAACAACUCCGACAUAAUCUAGACAUGCAAACUAAUAUCCUUCGUUUGCAUACGUUGUCAUCAUGGACGAGGAUCCCCGCGACGUUGAGCUUUCAACGAUAACAGCUAUAUAUCCCGAGCUUCAACUUGAUGAGAAUGACCCGCACAAAUUGUCUAUCGAGCUCCCAGUGAGCUUGCCAAAGCCAGUCACCGUUUUAUUUCCGGCAGCAACGGAGGUGGCACCUCCUUUUACAUCGCCACAACAGGCCGAUCUGACUACUUCAGCGGUAGCUGAAAAUGAUUCGCAUGCUCUAUCGAAUCUGCCCGCUUUGCAAGUCGAGAUCAGCUUGCCCGAGGAAUAUCCUCAAUAUAAACCACCAGAAGUUUCAAUAUCAACCUCUCCUCCAUGGCUAUCUAAUGCUACAUUAAGAAAGCUCGAAAUGGAUAUCAUUGAUUUGUGGGAAGAAAUCGGUCGUGAUCAAGUCAUAUUUACUUACAUCGACCAUAUCCAGCGAAGCAGUGAAGAUGUGUUCGGCCUAGUCGAUGGCAAGGGGACCCUCAAGGUUAUCCCGGAUCAUAAAAUCGCUUUAUUGGAUUAUGAUAUUAACGCUAAGCGCAAAGCCUUUGAGAAGGAAAGCUUCGAAUGCGGCAUAUGUCUAGAUCCAAAAAAGGGCACUGUCUGCCACCAAAUGGUAGAUUGCGGGCAUGUUUUCUGUACUGAAUGCUUGAAAGACUUUUACAAUAAUGCCAUCACGGAAGGUAAUGUUGCUGCAGUUACAUGCCUCGCACCCAACUGCGUAAGGGACCGUGAGAAGUAUGCCGCAAAGGAACUAUCUUCAAAACCGCGGAAAGUCAAGACCUCCAUCAGCCCGAGCGAGCUGUUGCAAAUACCCCUAGCGGAGGACACAGUCAAACGUUACGUUAUGCUCAAGCAUAAAAACAAAUUGGAGUCGGACAAAAACACUAUUUAUUGUCCGCGUUCGUGGUGUCAAGGUGCAGCCCGUUCAAAAAAACACAAGAAACCCGAGGGCCUCGAACUGAUCGAAUCUGAGGACGAGAAUGAGGAGGAUAAUACAGGCCUACUAGCUAUUUGUGAAGACUGUAGCUUCGCGUUUUGCAGCCGUUGCGCCCAAGGUUGGCACGGCGAGUUCAGCUACUGUAUACCGAAGGAGCGAAAAGAAGCAGUUGUAGCAGAGGAGAAAGCUACCCUUGAGUAUCUUCUAUUACAUUCAACCGCUUGCCCCACAUGUGCAGCUCCUUGUCAAAAGUCCCACGGCUGCAAUCACAUGCAAUGCUUUAGGUGCCGAACACAUUUUUGCUAUCUAUGCUCAGCUUGGCUGGAUCCUUCGAACCCGUACAAGCAUUUCAACACGCCUCCUUCCGACAGUCAAAGCAGCUGCUAUAUGAGACUCUGGGAGUUAGAAGGUGGUGAUGGCAACGACGUUGGCAUCGGGUAUGAAGGCGGCGAUGCCAUGCGCAACGCUAAUGUUCCUGCCGGCCAGUACGGCGAACAUCUAGAGAUUGUUUUGCCACGCCAUGGGCAACAAGAAAACCAAGCAGCUCAAAUUGCCCCGGUGCCUCAGCCUGCACAGCAACCGGCCCAGCCAGUUCGUCCUGCUGUUGCUCGCGAAGGUCCGCUUGUUCUUCGUAUCAACGGCAAUGCCCCUGUCAUACCAGCAAGGGGGGAAGCAAAUGCCGGCGAAGCCGCUGUCGCUAAUCCUCUCAUUGCCAACCCAAGAGGUAAUGCAGGUCAUCGAGCUGAUCGAAGGGGUGGUGCCAGGGUUCGGCGAGUUCAAGAACAGCGAGUAGCACCCCGUGUAUAUGACAACGGCGCAGAGUUGUUACCCCAUCGUCAGUGAACCCCCUAUGUGUUCUUCUUUUUCACAUUCUCUCUCUGGUUACACAAUAUAAUUUCAAAUGUAAUUCAUGCUAUAGAAGCAUUGGGUGAACCUUCAGCGCCUCCUCUUUUAGACAAAUUCUAUUUCAUUUUUUAUUACUGACUUCAAA
Xylaria bambusicola is the source of this 2286-nucleotide messenger RNA. RefSeq names its product RWD-domain-containing protein. Lineage: Eukaryota; Fungi; Ascomycota; Sordariomycetes; Xylariales; Xylariaceae. The transcript has 2 exons. Bases 363 to 2138 code for a protein of 591 amino acids. Gene Ontology annotation, cellular component: cytoplasm; ubiquitin ligase complex. Gene Ontology annotation, biological process: protein polyubiquitination; ubiquitin-dependent protein catabolic process; positive regulation of proteasomal ubiquitin-dependent protein catabolic process. Gene Ontology annotation, molecular function: ubiquitin conjugating enzyme binding; ubiquitin protein ligase activity; zinc ion binding. The record is from RefSeq and is a predicted model, not a curated record.